CAAAAGGGCACCCGCACAUUGGCCUUUUUUGCCUUUAGCUUCUGUGCUUCCCUUAGCAAUUGUCUAUGUCUGCUGGUUUUUCUGCUCCCCCUUCUCAGAACUGCAAAUGGGGGGGGAAGAAUCGUACAUUCAAUUUCUUGUUAUAUUACUUGACCCUUCCUUCCUUUUCAUCUUAAUAAUCUUUUGAGCUACCUCCUUCUUUCCCAACCCCCAUGACCAGGACUACAGAUUCUUAUUGCUUCUCCUCCCCAAAUUUCUGCUGCUAUUCCACACCUUUCUCCCUUUAAAUCCAUAUACAUACAUACAUACAUAUAUAUAUUCACUCCACUUCCAAUCUUCUCCCCCCAUUUCAGCAUCCCACUUGAGUGCUUGCUUUUUCUCCCACUUCUCAGUGGUAGUGAUUUGUUUUCCACGGUUUCUCUACCUUCUUUUUUGGUCUUAUUUAUUGAGUGGGUGUAUGUUGGUCGAUUCCCACCAAGUUUUCAUUUUUAUUUCCUUUUUCUUUUUCCGGAUGCUUUUAUAUUGAGAAAAACAUAAACAUCAUAUACCUCACUGGGCGGGUUCAACUUUUUUUUUUUGAUGGAAAUUGAUCUGAAUCAUCAAGUGAGGGGUGGUGGUGAGGAGGAAGAGGAGGAAGAUGAAGGGAAAAGGACUGGUUCUUGCUGUAUUGCAGAAUGUGAAGAAGAAGCAGAAAGGGUUGUUGGUUCAUCAAUAUACUUGGAGCUAUGGCAUGCCUGUGCGGGCCCACUCACCUGUUUGCCCAAGAAGGGAAAUGUUGUGGUCUAUUUCCCUCAAGGCCACUUAGAGCAGGCUUCUUCAUCAUCUCCUUUGGAGAUGGACUUCCAAACGCUUAGACUUCCUCCCCAGAUCUUCUGCAGAGUAGAUGAUGUUCAGCUUCUUGCCAAUAAGGAAAAUGAUGAUGUUUACACCCAGCUUACUCUGCUCCCUAUACCAGAGCCAGUUGGUAUGGGUCACGAAGAUAUGGGAAUGGAAGACGAAGGGGGGAGUGGGACUGUGCCUACUACCAAACCAACCUCACACAUGUUCUGCAAAACCCUAACGGCUUCGGAUACUAGUACUCAUGGUGGAUUCUCAGUUCCCCGUCGAGCUGCAGAGGAUUGUUUCCCACCUUUGGACUAUAAAGAGCAGAGGCCGUUCCAGGAAUUGGUUGCUAGAGAUCUGCACGGUGUGGAAUGGAAAUUUAGACACAUUUAUAGAGGUCAGCCAAGGCGGCAUUUGCUCACCACUGGGUGGAGUAUCUUUGUGAGCCAAAAGAAUUUAGUGUCAGGGGAUGCUGUUCUGUUUUUAAGAGGAGAAGGGGGAGAUCUCAGGCUGGGAAUAAGAAGAGCUGCUAGGCCUAGACAUGGCUUACCCGAAUCCAUCAUAAAGAAUCAAACUUCUUUUUCCAGCGUUCUUUCUGAAGUUACAAAUGCUCUAUCUCACAAGACAACAUUUAAUGUCUUAUAUAGCCCAAGGGCAAGUCAUGCUGAUUUCAUUGUCUCAUACCAAAAAUAUGUAAAAAGCAUCAACAACCGAAUACCCAUUGGAACGAGAUUUAAAAUGAGAUUCAACAUGGAUGAUUCUCCUGAAAGAAGGUUCAGUGGUGUCGUGACUGGAGUUAAUGAUUUGGAUCCUUACCGAUGGCCUGGUUCAAAGUGGAGAUGCUUGAUGGUAAUGUGGGAUGAUGAUUUUAUGAGCAAUCAUCAAGAACGAGUUUCUCCAUGGGAAAUAGAUUCCUCAGUUCCUUUUGCACCACUAAACAUUCAGUCUUCUCCAAGAAUGAAAAAGCUUCGAACCAGUCAGCCGGCAAUGCCACAUGAAGGACAUUUUCCUGGAAGUAGUGCUGAUGUAUUGGACUUUGAGGAGUCCGUAAGAUCCUCCACAAAGGUCUUGCAAGGUCAAGAAAAUUUACGUUUUGUAUCACCUCUGUUUGGAAGUGAGAAAACCAGCUGCCAUAAGGAUUUUGAGAGGCAACCCUUUGGCGACCAAAAUCUUGUUGGGUCAACUGUUAUAGGAAAGUCACAAAUGGGUGAUUUUGUGAGAACUCAUCAUCACCCUCCAGUCACCAUCCAAACAGGCUUUCUGGAAUCCAACCGAUUUCCAAAGGUCUUGCAAGGUCAAGAAAUUUGCUACUUGAGACCCCUAAACAUGAAAAGUGACAUGAACAACUUCUACCCUGUUAGCACCAAAAACAACUUCUACCCGCUCAGCUCUGAAGAGGUGCAAAAGACGUUUUUACCCCUCAAUGGGAUGUAUAGUAGAGCUAACAAUCAAGAUCCUUUAUUGCAGCUUCCAUACAACUUACCUAAUUACAAGAUUUCCGAAAACCAUGCAUUAAACCCAAUCUCCAUCCAAGGGAAGGAAGAGCAUGUAAUUCAAAAUUACCAGAAUGACCCUAGUCCCGUGGAAAAAGCAUCCAUAUUGCAUCAUAUCAAGAAUGAGAAGAAAAGUGAGGGUUUGAAUGGAACUGGUGGGACCUGCAAAUUGUUUGGGUUUUCAUUGAUCAAAGAGCCAUCAACCCCCAGUUCACAAAGUUCUGGUAAGAGGAGCUGCACUAAGGUUCACAAACAAGGAAGCUUGGUAGGGAGAGCUAUUGAUCUAUCAAGACUCAACAGCUAUGAUGAGUUGAUGGUUGAGUUGGAAAAGCUUUUUGGGAUGGAAGAACUUUUAAGGGAUCCUAAUAAAGGGUGGAGAGUGUUGUAUACCGACAGUGAGAAUGACAUGAUGGUCGUCGGGGACGAUCCAUGGCAUGAGUUCUGUGAAGUGGUAUGCAAAAUCCACAUAUACACCCAUGAAGAAGUAGAGAAAAUGACAGUAGGGGGAGGAGGGAUGAGUGACGACACUCAGAGCUGUUUGUUGGAGGAGGCGCUGCCGGUCCCCGAUGCAUCCAAGUCAUCAUCAGUCGGUCAGCCUGACGACAACAGCGAUCAAGAUCUAAGGCUCUAUGGCUAAGAGAGGAUUUGCAUGUCUCCCUUUCAUCAUGCUUAUAUGUGUGUGUUGUGUUGGAGCACUUUUUUGUGUUGAGAUUAUAAUGUGCUCUAAAUAUAAUUUUCCCACUCCAGUCCCAUACAACAAACAAUAUAUGUUGGCGGAAACUAUUGUUUAUGACUGUGUAUAUCAUGUGUUGUCUUAAGAUAACACUGUAUAUUGACAUUUGCCGUUAGCUAGGCAGCUUGUUUUAU
Molecule: messenger RNA, 3182 nt
Organism: Cuscuta epithymum
Lineage: Eukaryota; Viridiplantae; Streptophyta; Magnoliopsida; Solanales; Convolvulaceae
Source: the annotation of a GenBank genome assembly